This is a messenger RNA of Rhizopus microsporus ATCC 52813, 766 nucleotides long. RefSeq lists its product as uncharacterized. The record is from RefSeq and is a predicted model, not a curated record. The annotation marks the transcript as partial. The transcript is spliced from 2 exons. Lineage: Eukaryota; Fungi; Mucoromycota; Mucoromycetes; Mucorales; Rhizopodaceae.
UUAUCAAUACCUACAAAUAAUCAUCAGUGCCUGAAAAUGCUAGUGAAUGCCUGUCCCAUGCUUAUCAACAUCGGAAAGUCCCUGAAGAACUUUGCUCAUGUCCAUCAACGUCUGCUGCUAAUGAAUACUGCUUUGGAGUAACUACAUAUUCAAGUCCUGAAGUCACAAGAAAUAUAAUCAAUCAAUCUACUUUGCCACUAUCUGCCAAACUCUAUCAAGCUCUGCUAUAGAUUUCUGCUUCUCUAUGCUGGAUCAUUCCGAGAUGCUCCUACUGUUAUGGCUCUGCCUCUACAGUUGAUAAAUGGCCCAUAAACCCUCUCUUACUGCUGAGCUCGAUGGUUGCGAUGCUCCAAAGGUUAAAUAUUCCAAUGUCUCCACAAUCAUCAUCCCUUUCGAAACGCUUCGUCCUAGGUACUUAGAAAUGCACUCUUUGUACGUUGAAGCACCUCUUUUGUUGAAUUUAUCGGGGUAUGGUUUUGAGAUUGGUCUUUGGUUUUUGAGUCUUAAGCUUUGAGUGCUUUUUAUUCAUGGAGAGUUUAUACCGUAGUCUUCUGGCAUGCAGUCUAUGGCUUUACUUAUCUUGGGUUUGAAAGCUAGCGAUAAUGUGGCCUUCUGGUCUUUUGGAAAGAAAAAGAAAUCUCUACUUACUUUCUAAACUUGGCUAUCAAAAGGAAACUCCCUACUUACUCAAAGCCCUCCUCUCUCUCUUUGGAAAUCAAACUAUUGCUUACUUAAAUAAAAACUUCAUUUUGUUGCUCCUACACUU